Nematolebias whitei (Rio pearlfish) is the source of this 804-nucleotide messenger RNA. Its product is annotated as eukaryotic translation initiation factor 2-alpha kinase 3. Gene Ontology annotation, molecular function: protein binding. The record is from RefSeq and is a predicted model, not a curated record. The transcript has 6 exons. NCBI's taxonomy places the organism in Eukaryota, Metazoa, Chordata, Actinopteri, Cyprinodontiformes, Rivulidae. The coding region runs from base 1 to 804 and encodes 267 amino acids.
AUGUGCACGUCUCUUGUGAUCAUCAGUACUCUGGAUGGGCGGAUCUCGGCUCUGGAUCCUCACAACCAGGGCAGGAAGCAGUGGGACCUGGAGGUUGGCUCGGGGUGCUUGGUGUCCUCCAGCCUCAGCAAACCUGAGAUGUUUGGCAGUAAGAUGGUCAUACCGUCACUGGAUGGUGCCUUGUUUCAGUGGAACCGGGACAGGGAAAGUAUGGAGGCAGUGCCUUUUAGUGUUGAAUCCCUGCUGGAAUCAUCCUACCGUAUUGGAGAGGACACAGUUCUGGUCGGGGGUAAAUCCCUCACCACAUACGGCCUGGGGGUCUACAGUGGCAAGAUUCGAUACAUCUGCUCUGCAGGGGGCUGCAGUCAUUGGGGGGAGGAAGACAUGGAGGCUGAGGAUAUGCUUCUGCUGCAGAGGACUCAGAAGACUGUUCGAGCCAUCAGGCCUCGGUCAGGAAUGGAGAAGUGGAACUUCAGUGUCGGGAGCUAUGAGUUAAAAUUCAUCCCAGAGAAGCAGUCUGGACUGAACUUCCUGGAGGGAGAAAUGGCGAACAGUGACGGCUCAGAGGGAAACCAGAAAGUCAUCGCUGAUGAACCAAAGGAAAGGGAGCAGUCAGACAGGAAGCAACAGCAGAAUCAACAUUUGGACCUGAUCAUCAAAGUGUCUGUUCCUGAUUGGAAGGUGGUGGCCUUCAGUCCAGACUCCACUGGACAGCUGGUCUGGGAGCACCAGAGCAGUGACGGGACUCUGCUGCUGGUUUAUCACUCAACAAACAUCUGUGCAAUUCAAAUGAACAACAAAUGA